This is a messenger RNA of Beauveria bassiana ARSEF 2860, 297 nucleotides long. RefSeq lists its product as uncharacterized. NCBI's taxonomy places the organism in Eukaryota, Fungi, Ascomycota, Sordariomycetes, Hypocreales, Cordycipitaceae. The coding region runs from base 1 to 297 and encodes 98 amino acids. The record is from RefSeq and is a predicted model, not a curated record. The transcript is spliced from 2 exons.
AUGGCUCGACCAGCAACCGUCGCAACGGCCGCCACUAAAUUUCUCCAAAUUACCAUCAGUGUCAGCAAAACCGUCUACCCCAUCAUUCUCGCUGCAUGGGCACGCGCGCCUUUUCUCCCUCUCUUGGCCGCCUCAGCUGUACAAGCUAUGCUUACGCUGCAAGGCUCGGCUCUGCUAGAGUAUAGCUUCGCGCUUGUCGGAUUUGAUCACGCUAAACCCGACAGCCGGCGGUAUCCUUUGACGAAGAGCUGGGAGUACGGACUCGGAAUUGCGCUGAUGCCUGAAAUCAUGGACUGA